Pocillopora meandrina is the source of this 1001-nucleotide messenger RNA. NCBI's taxonomy places the organism in Eukaryota, Metazoa, Cnidaria, Anthozoa, Scleractinia, Pocilloporidae. The record is from the annotation of a GenBank genome assembly.
UUUCCUUGGGACAGUUAUGGUCCGUUCGACCUCGAAAACAUAGAUGAAGCCGAAUGUAAAGCAGAGUUUCGCGUAGAGAAGAGAGAUCUUCCAACACUAAGAGAAGUACUCGGGAUUCCACCCGCUUUCAAAUGCCCACAGAGGACUAUAUGCGAUGGAAUGGAAGGACUGUGCAUGCUAUUGAAACGGCUAGCUUAUCCUUCUCGUUACAGCGAUAUGAUCACACGUUUUGGAAGACCUGUUCCUGAGCUGUGCAUGAUCACGAACCGAGUCAUGGAUUUUAUCUAUGAUGCACAUGGCCACCGAAUCACUCAGUGGAAUGACACUAUACUGAAUCCCGGAUUAAUUGAACAAUAUGCCACUGUCAUCACAGAAAAAGGAGAAGCUCUAGACAACUGUUUUUGGCUUUGUUGAUGGUACCGUACGACCGAUCUCCAAACCAGGAGAUAUGCAGAGAAUCGUUUACCAUGGGCACAAGAGAGUACAUGCUCUCAAGUUUCAGUCGGUUGCUCUACCUAAUGGGCUCAUUGCCAAUAUGUUUGGCCCUGUGGGUAAGUGCCAUUUAACAAUAUUACUUUAACACUGUCUGCAAAAAUAGGGGCAGCAUUGAUUUGAAUAACCUGAUGCAGUUUUUUUUAAAGGGCAUGGCUGAAAUUUAAUGAAAAGUCAUUUGCCUAUAUACGGCAGUAUAUAAAAAGAACUGCUUGAUCUUACAAGUUUGGAGCAAAUGUAAGACCAAAAGAUCACUAAUAUCACUUCUGUUGCUGCAUAUUAAAACUAGGAAGCUAGAGGUUGAUCAAUACAGUAAGUACCUUAAGUUUAUUACUUUGCUUUUUUUCUUUACGUCAGAGGGUAGGAGGCAUGAUGCAGGGAUGUUGCAUGAUUCUGGGCUACUUAACGACCUGGAAGCCUAUGCCUACUUAGCAACAGGGCGACCCUGCUUACCCCCUAAGAGUCUUUUUUCAGGGGCCAUUCCGAAACUCCCACCUUACUCACCUUGA